This is a messenger RNA of Frieseomelitta varia, 5119 nucleotides long. RefSeq names its product protein lap1 (gene Lap1). Gene Ontology annotation, cellular component: postsynaptic density; adherens junction; postsynaptic membrane. The record is from RefSeq and is a predicted model, not a curated record. Bases 686 to 3706 code for a protein of 1006 amino acids. Gene Ontology annotation, molecular function: protein binding. The transcript is spliced from 10 exons. Gene Ontology annotation, biological process: neurotransmitter receptor transport, endosome to postsynaptic membrane; neurotransmitter receptor transport postsynaptic membrane to endosome. NCBI's taxonomy places the organism in Eukaryota, Metazoa, Arthropoda, Insecta, Hymenoptera, Apidae.
UGCAUCCAGCACGCGUUUUCAUCUCGCGUUUGCACCGAUGCAUCCUCACAAAAUGUUUCUCGUUCCGCAUUAAUCGUGUAAAAGAUCUGCCAAUUAAUGUUUCAGAGUGUAGAUGGCUAAAUGUUGGCACGUUAUGAACGAACCAUUAGUUUCGUCGAAGGUUUCUCAAUAAAUAGUCGUCUCGUAUUCUUAUUCGAUCCUCACAGAUGUGUCAAAUUGUUAUAUCCUCGAGGGGACGUUUUUUCGUUAAUUUAUCGGAUCGUGAUUUGUUAUUACUCCGUUGACUUUAUAAAGGGAUAGGACAUGCAACGAGCAAAUAACGAGAUGUAUUCAUGGGAAAAGUUUUUAAAGAGAAAUAUCGAAUAACCUACAUCUCUUGACAGUUAUCUGAGUGUUGGCCACCGUAUCGUUACGUUUCGUGAAUUAUUCUCGUCUCGAAGGAAAGAGCUUACCGAGAAUUGCAUCGCAUAUCGUGGUAUUCGCGAUGAUGCGGCAAGAAACAACUUUGACGAAGCCGGCACGUAAAAAACCGAACAUUGAUGCAUCGAUAGCCGAAUGAUUUUCGAGAAUUCCGUAGAAUAAGAAUUACACAAAAGUUCUUAUUUCAUUCACGGAUUUAUCAUUUGCCAUCUAUAUAUCGAUGAUCUUAAAAACUCGUUCUUGAAGUAUUAUAGUUCUACAUGAAAUGGGUAGUGCUUGGUGGCAGUGCGCCGCAUGUUUGAGAACACAAGAAGAAGAUAUUUGUGAGUUGCAUUUGAAUAAUUGUAACCUUUAUGAUGUACCACCUGACGUGUUCAUUUAUGAGAGGACACUGGAGAAAUUGUAUCUCGAUGCCAAUAGAAUAAAGGAUCUUCCAAGGCCACUGUUUCAGUGCCAUGAGUUACGAGUACUUUCUCUCAGUGACAAUGAAGUCACCACGUUACCACCCGCCAUAGCAUCGUUAAUUAACUUGGAAUAUCUAGACCUUAGCAAAAAUAGUAUUAAAGAGCUACCAGACAGUAUAAAAGAAUGUAAAAAUCUUCGUUCUAUAGAUAUCAGUGUUAAUCCGUUUGAACGUUUCCCAGAUGCUAUUACACAUAUUGUUGGACUAAGAGAAUUGUAUAUAAAUGAUGCAUACAUAGAAUAUCUACCAGCAAAUUUUGGAAGACUUUCAGCUUUGAAAACCUUAGAACUUAGAGAAAAUAACUUGAUGACAUUGCCAAAGAGUAUGAGCCGUUUGAUAAAUUUGCAAAGACUUGAUAUUGGUAAUAAUGAUUUCACUGAAUUGCCUGAAGUUGUUGGGGAUCUUAUCAAUCUUACCGAAUUGUGGAUAGAUGGUAAUGAUAUUAGACGUAUACCACUCAACAUUAAUCAGCUUUAUCGUUUAAAUCAUUUUGAUUGUACAAUGAAUGCAAUUCAUAUUAUCCCGUCGGAAGUAGAAGGAUGGAGAGAGAUUUCAAUUAUGCAUCUUUCGUCAAAUGAGAUCUAUCAGUUACCAGAUUCCCUUUGCUAUCUACGUACAAUUGUGACUCUUAAAGUUGAUGACAAUCAAUUGAAUGCACUGCCAAAUGACAUUGGACAAAUGUCAAGCUUGGAGGAGCUUAUAGUUACUAAGAACUUCCUUGAAUAUUUGCCAUCAUCAAUAGGACUUUUGCGAAAAUUACAUUGUUUAAAUGUAGACAAUAAUUACUUGAGAUGCCUUCCACCAGAAAUUGGAAGUUGCACCGCAUUAUCGUUGCUGUCAUUGAGAUCAAAUAAUCUAACUCGAGUCCCGCCUGAAUUGGGACACUUAUCCUCGUUAAAAGUACUCAAUCUUGUAAACAAUUGCAUCAAAUUUUUGCCUGUUUCUAUGUUGAAUUUAAGUAAUUUGAAAGCAUUAUGGCUGAGCGACAAUCAAAGUCAACCGUUAGUGCCAUUGCAGCAAGAAUUCAAUUGUGAAGAGGAUAUGAUGGUAUUAAGUUGCUUUAUGCUCCCACAGAAACCGCGGCAAGAACUUGAGCAAAUAACACCGGCUGUAGGAUUAAUUUCAAGUUCGAUUGUUGGUACUGGAAAAAGAAUAUGUUUUGCUGCUGAGGUAGAAUCUGAAAUCCCUAGACAACUUCAUCGAGCACCGACUCCCUAUCCUAAAGAGCUACGCAAUCUUGCUAGGCAUGCCCGCAAUUUACAUCAUCAAUCAGCGCAUGAUCAGAGAGAUUCACAUUCAUCAUUAUCACCAACUGAACAUCGUACGUCAAAGGCGUGCAAGAAUAAUACUCCUACGGAUGUUGGAACAGAACAAUCUGUUUCAGAAGAAUCUUCCGACGAAGCAAACAAAACGGUACUUGCGAAAGAAAAGAGUCCGGAUAUUCGAGAAGCGAAAUAUAUUCGUAAUCCCACGUCCGAAUACCUUUCCAAGCCUCCAACAGUAGCAGAUUAUGUAAAUUCUACUUGGAAACCAGAUGAGUACUCGAAGGCAAACACAGCAAAAAUUGUUGAAUCGGAGAAAUUUAUAGAACCCUAUAAGAGUACACCUAUUGCCGCAAACAACAAGAAUGCUAUUCAUGUUCAAGUGCCGAAAGUAAAUGAAGUUCCACCCGUCCCGCCGCCGUAUCAUAUUGCUGCCGCGUUUUCAAAAAAAGCAGCACUCUUUCAACAAUUAAAUCAAUCAGCCCAAUUAGAUUCUCCGAUGAUCGCUCCUCCACAAAUUGAUAUGAACAUAUCAAAUUCAAAAAUAUCACAGGAAACGCAAAUACAAAAUUAUGAUGGAGAAUCAUUUAAAGUCGAAGAACGUUCUUAUAAUGACAAAUUUUCAUCGAAUAACACAGAUGCAACAAACACUUCAAAUAACGAUGGAAAAAUAAGCUCUUUUAGUGGUACUGAUCAAAUACAUGCGUUAACAGAAUCGAUUGAUUUGACAGAACAAUUAUUAGAAGGAGAUCGAUCAUUGAAACCAAGUAGAAUUCCUAUUUUAAAGACAAAGCAUUUGGAGAACACAAAUUCUAUAUCAAGUAGCGAUUUGUCAAACAAAUGUACAAACUCUUCUGUUGAAGACUACGAAGCUUUAAAAAUGUUGAAUGCGUCGUCUAUACCAACAUCUCCCAUAACCGGGAAAAAAUAUCGAAGUCCGUUAUCUAUGCAACCUAAAGUUUCGGAUCGUCCAAGAAAGAUAAUAAAUGGAACUGUGUCGAAUAACAAUAUCUCCUGUGAUAAUUUAUCUAUAAACCCAGUGAACUCAAGUCCAGUUGCAAAUUCGAAUAUGGAAGGAAUUUCAAAAACUUUAUCCAUCGAAACGCCAUUGAAUAUGAAUAUUUCGUUUAACAUAAAGAAUGAAACUAAUUCUGGUCGAAGUACUCCAAUUUUACCUAAUAAUAAAUCUUUAAACGAGAUGACCAAUCUUAAUGUUGAUAAGUACAAAGUUGCUGGACAGAAUGAGUCAUUAAAUUCUGAAAGAAAACCAAGAUUUAAAUGGAUGUUCGGGCCACACAAAAAUGCUAACGUAUUGCCUGUUCAAGUAAAAAAAAAUCCAGGUCUCGGUUUCAGUAUAGCCGGUGGAGUAGCAGGCGCAGAAACCGGAAUAAUUGUGACUAAAGUGAAUCCAGACGGUCCAGCACAAGGUACUCUUCGACCAGGAGAUAAAAUUUUAGAAGUAGAUGGUAUAGACUUCACUAAAUCUGAUCAUAACAAUGCUGUGGCUGUCCUUCGAGCAACCGGAGCAGUGGUAUCUAUGAUGAUUAGCCGUCAUCAAUGACAUCCAGUUAAAAAAGAACAAUGGUUUCUUUCCUUUAGUUUUUAUAACUAGUGAUGAGUUUAUAUACGUCACGUAAGUUUUUUUUAGAAUAUAUAUUUUUUUAACUAAUAUUAGUAUAUGUCAACAUAUUAACACGCACGAAAAAAUAUGGAAAUUUUAUUUUGUUUUUCUGAACGCCUGUUUUCAUGAUAGUAAAUCAUAUUCUUUUUGAUACUAUCAAGAAAUUGAAUGACUGAAACAGCGUUACCAAAGGUGGGAGUAAUGGCAUUUAUUUAAGGAAAAUAUUUCAGGCUCCCAAGUGGUUACGAUUUGUGAACUGAGCUUUUUAAAGAAAGAAACAAUAACAAUUUCGUGAAAUAAUUCGGUUCUUAGGAUAUACCAUAGAUUAGAAACGCGUCCCUUGCACAAUUUACAAUAAAAAAAUGUGAUGUAUAAAAGAACUAUUUUUAAGAGAAAUUUCUUCAUGAGCCAAUUCACAGCUCACUUGUAUUAUUUGGCCGCAUACGUAGCUAAAAUAGCAAUUCUUUAGCAAACAAUUAUAGGAUGAUAAGUUUCUUCCCGAAUUUCUAACUCCGUAAAGAAUGCAUAUAUUUGUAUUAUGAUGUUGAUUGUAUUUGUGUCAACUCACUUGUUCUCUUUGUAGAGAGCUGACAAUGUGCCAGAAACAAAAUACUAUUUAUUACUCAUAUACAUUUAAAAAAAUCCUAUAUAAAAAUGAAUAUAUAUUAUGCAUAUAUAUUAUAUACAAAUAAUUAUCUCUAUCAAUUAGAUGGGAUUCUUACAGAUACUUAUUUCGUAAGAUGUGAAUGAUUUUUCUACAAAUUUAUUUUAACACAUCAUUUUUACAAGCACAAAGAAUUCUACGAUUAAUUUACUUGUAUUAUUUACAGUUUAUAUUUAAAAAAUGAUAUACUUUAAUUUUAUUUAGAAACUACAUCUGUAAGAAUCUUAUUAAUGUAAAGAAAAGGGGAAAAUAUUUCUCUAUGUGCCGUAAUUUUAUUGGUAAUGUUUUUAAUAGUUUUAUCACUAUCAGUUUUGAUUUUAUUUUUUCUUUCUUUCCUUUUUAAUAAAAGAAUACUCAUAUCGAAAAUAUGUUGUAAAAUUUACAUUUUUCGAACAAUUUUAUAUAUUUUUGCUUGCCAUUGUUUCGUGAUAAGUUUGUUUUAUUAAAUGCUAAUAAUUCUCUUAUCACAAAGUCAACUGUUAAGUAUUUGAUAAAAUGAGAUCUUUAUUGUUAUGGUUGUGAAUUACUUGAAUGUAUGUACCUUGUAGAAACUGUUUUUUAACAAUAGUUAUUAAUGUGGCACGAUGAGGCCAAAUCGUAAGAUAAAACACUACUUUUCUAUGUUAGUGAAAUUAUAUUGAAAAAAAAAAAAAAAAUGAAAGUUAUUCAUGUAAAUGGAGUAGAGUUGU